AUGUUAUACUCAAUUAUUUUCAUUUGUCUUAUUUGUAUUUAUAAUAGUAAAAUUUUUGGUGAAACAUGUGUUUAUUCAUCGGAUCCAUUAGUUCGAUGUACAACACAAGGUCUUAUACGUGGUAAACGUUUGAAUUUUUCUGCUGAUAAAUCAAAUUUAACAUCGAAAUCAAAUGCAUCUGAAAGUGUUUAUGCCUUUCUUGGUAUUCCAUAUGGUGAACCCCCCUAUGGUGAAAAACGUUUUCGUAAACCAAUUCCUAAACGACCAUGGCCACGUGGAGUUAUUUAUAAUGCAACAAAAUUACCUAAUUCAUGUUAUCAAAUGAUAAUUGAUUUUUUUAAUACAACAGGUGAACAAAUCUGGAUCCCAUUUACACCAUUAAGUGAAGAUUGUUUAUAUUUAAAUAUGUGGAUACCAAUUAAUGAUCAACAAGAACCAUUAGCUGUUAUGGUUUGGUUUUAUGGAGGAGGUUUUGUAUCAGGAUCAAGUACAUUACGACUCUAUGAUGGUUCAAUAUUAUCAUCAACUCAAAAUGUCAUUGUUAUAUCAAUUGAAUAUCGUGUUGAAUCUCUUGGUUUUAUUUAUUUGGGUACACCGGAUGCUCCAGGCAAUCAAGGUCUUUUUGAUCAACAAUUAGCAUUAGAAUGGAUUUAUAGAAAUAUAAGAAAUUUUGGUGGUGAUCCACAACGUAUUACAUUAUUUGGUGAAUCAGCUGGUGCUGUUUCUGUUGGUCUACAUUUAUUAUCACCAAAAUCACGACCAUUAUUUAAUAAUGCUAUUUUAGAAAGUUCAGGUCCAAGUGCUAAAUGGGCUGUUUUAACACCACAAAUAGCAAAAUAUCGUUCAGAAAAAUUUUUAAAUGUUUUUACACGUUAUAUAACUGAACGUUAUGAAUCAGGUCCGAAUGAUUCUGAAUAUGCACAUAUACCAAAACAAUGUCGAAAACGUUUAAAUACAAUGGAAGACAAAUUUUUAUGUGUUAAAAAUUAUCCUAUUUUAAGUCAUAAUCAUUUUCGUUCAUCAUGGGCACUUGAAUCUUAUAAUGGUGGUCCUAUUGGUUAUACAUUUGUACCAACAAUUGAUGCUGAUUUUAUACCUUAUGAUCCUGAACAAAUGUUAAUUAAAAGAGAUUUUAAAAGAUGUCCUAUUUUAUUAGGUGUUAAUAAAGAUGAAGGUUCAUAUUUUAAUGUUUAUGUUCCAUAUGGAAAUAUGAGUAUUGAUUCAUGGCCAUAUGUUGAUUAUAAAACAUUUAAACAUGCUAUUAAAGAAUAUUUUCGAUAUAUGCCAACAUAUCCAACUGAACGAGCACCAAUGUUAUUAGAAAGUAUUAUACAAACUUAUACUAUAUGGAAUGAUUAUAAUAAUACAUUACAAAAUGCAAUACAACUUAGUUUAGCUGUUGGCGAUUAUCAUCUUACGUGUCCAACUGUGUUGCUUGCCGAUAUUUAUGCUCAAGACAAUGUUCCUGUAUAUUUUUAUCAUUUUACUUUACGUGCUUCUAUAAGUCCUUGGCAUCAAUGGAUGGGUGUACUUCAUGCUGAUGAAUUAAUGUUUGUUUUUGGUGAACCAUUGAAUAUAACCGAUGAUCUUCAUUAUACAGAUGAAGAAGUAAUUGUUAGUCAAAAAAUGAUGGCUUAUUGGGCAAAUUUUGCUAAAUAUAGUAAUCCAAAUCAAGGACAUGAUACACAAUGGAUAAAUGAAUGGCGUCCUUAUAAAUGGCCAAGUCGGGAACAUAUUGUAUUAAAUAUUGAUUUAAGUAGAAAUCAUUCUCCUCAACAUGGUUCAGCUCUUCGUGCUGAUUAUUGUUCAUUUUGGUUGGAUUUUGUACCUAAAUUAACAAGCGCUACUUCUAAUAUUAGUGAAGAUGAAAUACGAUGGAAACAAGAAUUUCGUCAAUAUCAAGAACGUACACAACAAUGGGAUUAUUAUUAUGCGAAAUAUUUAGAAUUACUUGAAAAAAAUCGAGAAAAACUUUAUAAUUGUCUUGGUUAG
Molecule: messenger RNA, 1992 nt
Organism: Rotaria sp. Silwood2
Lineage: Eukaryota; Metazoa; Rotifera; Eurotatoria; Philodinida; Philodinidae
Source: the annotation of a GenBank genome assembly